UUUUUCCUUCUACCCCAUUAUGAGGCCAUAAAAGCGCGGGGUUUUAGAGAGGUUUUCGUUUCGUCGUCUCCAGUGGUUCGAUAUCUCUGCUCGAAGGCUCAAACCUUAUCCUCAGGGUCGCACAGAAAUGGCUUCCACAGCUCCUUUUUCACCAAGACCUCAAGCUCAACUUCCAUCCACGCGGCGAACAACUCUAUUGUCACAUCUCUCCAUUCCUCACAAAACCCUCUCUUUCCUUUUCUCUUCUCCCUCAAUCCCCCUCUCUCGCUCAUUCCAACCCAGUAACGCAUCUCUCAUCCCAAAAGCCCAAUCCCAAUCCCAAACUCUCUCAGACUACUCAAUCCGCGAAAAUGCCAUCAAUACACUCCCGGAUUCCAUCGAUUUGCAGAGCUCCACCACCUCCGUUCUUCCCCAGGAAUCGAUUCGGACGAUAUUCAUCCAAGACCCGCCAUGGAUGAUGCCUUCAAUCUUGUUUAGGGGCUUGUAUGCGAGAAGCAAAGAGAAAGCAAAGAUGGGUUCCGAAGGCAUCGAGAAGAGGAAGUAUAAUUUGCUGAGGCGGCGGCAAAUUAAGGCGGAGACGGAGGCGUGGGAGAAGAUGGUGGAGGAGUUCAGGGAGAUGGAGAGGGAGAUGUGCGAGAGAAAGCUCGCUCCGAACUUGCCUUACGUGAAGGCCUUGUUUUUGGGGUGGUUUGAGCCAUUGAGGAAUGCGAUAGCGAAGGAACGAAGGACGCUGCGGUCGAAGAAGCAGAAGGCGGCGUUUACACCGCACAUUGAUUCGUUGCCUCCAGACAAGAUGGCGAUUAUUGUAAUGCACAAGAUGAUGGGCCUGGUGAUGGUGGGACAUGAAGAUGGGUGUGUUAGCCUCGUUCAAGCCGCAGUGCAGAUCGGCGCGGCAAUUGAGCAGGAGGUUAGAAUUCAGAAUUACUUGGACAAAACUAAAAAUUGUCAAAGAAAGCGGAUUGUACCUUGCACUGAAGACAGUUUAAGUAAGGAGAAGGAGAUACUAAGGAAACGUGUUAAAAGUAUGAUCAGAAGGAAAAAACUUAUGGCGGUGCAAAAACUCUUGAAAAAGGAAGAAUUUGAGCCUUGGAGUCGAGAUACCCACGCGAAGCUGGGGACUUGUCUCAUAGAAUUACUAACAGAAACAGCGUAUGUGCACCCUCCAGUUAACCAGGCAGCAGAUGGUCCACCUGAUGUUCGACCUGCAUUUAGGCACACACUUAAAAUUGUAACAAGGGAUCCUGGGCUGAAAUCUGUGAAGAAGUAUGGAGUUAUAGAAUGUGAUCCCUUGGUCCUUGAAGGACUUGAUCGAUCUGCUAAGCAUAUGGUGAUUCCUUAUGUUCCAAUGUUGAUACCUCCAAAGAAGUGGAAAGGGUAUGACAAGGGUGGGUACUUGUUCUUACCGUCUUAUGUCAUGCGUACUCAUGGAUCAAGGAAGCAAGAAGAUGCACUUAGGGAUGUUCCAGAGAAAAAUAUGCAAAAAGUAUUUGAGGCCUUGGAUACUCUUGGAAGCACCAGAUGGCGGAUAAACAGAAGAGUACUAAGUGUGGUGGAGAGCAUUUGGGCUAGAGGUGGCAAUGUUGCAGGUUUGGUUGAUCGCGAAGAUGUUCCCAUACCAGAGAAGCCACUAACAGAGGAUUUAUCAGAAAUGCAGAAGUGGAAAUGGAGUGUGAGAAAAGCAAAAAAGAUUAACCAAGAAAGGCAUUCUCUAUGGUGUGACAUUGAAAUUAAGCUUUCUGUGGCUCGUAAAAUGAAAGAUGAGGAAGGCUUUUAUUAUCCCCACAAUCUUGAUUUCCGUGGACGUGCCUAUCCCAUGCAUCCACAUUUGAAUCACCUUAGCUCUGAUAUAUGUCGAGGCGUUCUUGAGUUUGCUGAAGGAAGGCCUUUAAGGAAAUCAGGAUUACGUUGGCUGAAGAUACAUUUAGCAAACCUGUAUGCGGGUGGUGUUGAUAAGUUUUCACUUGAAGGGCGCCUAGAAUUUGUGGAUAAUCAUCUGGAUGAAAUAUUUGACUCAGCAGACAAUCCUCUCCAUGGAAAUCGCUGGUGGUUAACAGCUGAAGAUCCUUUUCAAUGCUUAGCUGCUUGUAUUAAUCUUUCAGAAGCCCUUAGAAGCUCAUCACCAUAUGAUGUCAUUUCCCACUUGCCAAUACAUCAGGAUGGUUCAUGCAAUGGGCUACAGCAUUAUGCAGCCCUGGGUGGAGACAGUUUAGAAGCAGCUGCAGUCAACUUAGUUGCUGGAGAAAAACCUGCUGAUGUUUACUCAGAAAUAGCUGCAAGGGUUCAAAGUAUCUUUGAAAGGGACAGCAAGAAGGACCCUGCAGUUGAUCCCAGUGCAUUAUUAGCUAAGAUCUUAAUUGAUCAGGUGGACCGAAAAUUAGUGAAACAGACAGUCAUGACUUCAGUAUAUGGUGUCACUUAUGUGGGGGCACGUGAGCAAAUAAAGAGAAGAUUAGAGGAAAAGGGUCAUAUUACUGAUGAUAGGCUGCUAUUCAGUGCAGCCUGCUAUGCUGCUAGAGUGACAUUGACAGCCCUUGGAGAGUUGUUUCAAGCUGCUCGUGACAUAAUGUGUUGGCUUGGUGAUUGCGCUAAGGUUAUUGCUUCAGAUAAUCAGCCUGUGCGAUGGAUGACUCCUCUGGGUCUGCCUGUUGUGCAACCCUACUGCAAAAGGCAACGACAUCUUGUAAGAACUUCGCUUCAAGUUUUGUCAUUGCAGAGAGAGGGUAACUCGGUUGAUGUUAGAAAACAGAAAACAGCAUUUCCACCAAAUUUUGUACACUCGCUUGAUGGUUCGCACAUGAUGAUGACUGCUGUUGCCUGCAGGGAUGCUGGUUUGUGUUUUGCAGGAGUGCAUGACUCCUUUUGGACACAUGCAUGUGAUGUGGACCAGAUGAAUUGGAUACUUAGGGACAAAUUUGUGGAGCUUUAUAGUGUCCCAAUACUUGAAAAAUUGCUUGAAAGCUUCGAGGAAUCACAUCCAACCUUGACAUUUCCUCCCCUCCCAGACAGAGGCAACUUCAACUUGCAAGAAGUUCGUGAAUCUCCGUACUUUUUUAAUUGAUCCUACAGGCUCCAUCAACAUUGGCACUCCAUUUGCACAAGUGAUUACUUUUGGGCUCCAAGUGUACUGACAGCUGAAGCAGGCUAUGAACUCUUUAGCUGGCUCAUAUGAAGUCAUUGCAGGGGCAAUGAGAAAAAUUGAACCCAUGUAAUAUCUCCUGUGAGUAUGCAAUCCUGAAGAGGAUGCUGAAGCCAUUUUCGGGAUUAAGAUCAACUCUAGUAUGGAGUUGGCUGGUUCAUUGAACGUUAGGGCCAGAGAAACUCAUCUUGUGAUUUGAUCACGAUCUCAGAAAUCUUGAAAAUCUAUAGUGCACUGGUUGAGCUUUCUUGAUGCCGAGGACAGAUCUACAUGUGGUAACAUGUGAUUCUGGAGCUGGACAAUGAUUCUGUCCGGAAUGGUUUCUUCAUGCUGCUAGAUCAGGUUUUGAUUUUGAAAUAGUCAGGCUAUUGAUUUAGCAUCCAGCGAAAUUAUUAGCAGAGGGGUUAGGUGUACAAAAUUGUGUAUUCCUGUGAUGUCUCAUGUAAUGCUGUAUGAAAAAUAGAGAGGGUGUUGUGUUGCAGCGGAAAGAUAUAAUCUAAACAUGUACUAUAAUGUAAUAUAUGUGGCCAAAUGGCAAGUCAGUACUAAUUGUAGCAAAUAAAUAAGAGGGAGCAAUUUAGUUUGUCGUCA
This is a messenger RNA of Malania oleifera, 3727 nucleotides long. RefSeq names its product DNA-directed RNA polymerase 3, chloroplastic-like. Gene Ontology annotation, molecular function: DNA binding; DNA-directed RNA polymerase activity. The coding region runs from base 128 to 3058 and encodes 976 amino acids. Gene Ontology annotation, biological process: mitochondrial transcription. Gene Ontology annotation, cellular component: mitochondrial DNA-directed RNA polymerase complex. The transcript is spliced from 19 exons. The record is from RefSeq and is a predicted model, not a curated record. NCBI's taxonomy places the organism in Eukaryota, Viridiplantae, Streptophyta, Magnoliopsida, Santalales, Ximeniaceae.